Messenger RNA from Adelges cooleyi (spruce gall adelgid), 5667 nucleotides. RefSeq names its product voltage-dependent calcium channel subunit alpha-2/delta-3 (gene stol). NCBI's taxonomy places the organism in Eukaryota, Metazoa, Arthropoda, Insecta, Hemiptera, Adelgidae. Gene Ontology annotation, molecular function: voltage-gated calcium channel activity. The record is from RefSeq and is a predicted model, not a curated record. Bases 281 to 3940 code for a protein of 1219 amino acids. Gene Ontology annotation, cellular component: voltage-gated calcium channel complex. The transcript has 28 exons.
CGCACUCACCAAAUCUCGUACGGCGAGUUACGCGAUGGACGAACGCUCCUCCGCCACCGCCGCCGCCGCUGACGACGACGACGUGUCGCUUACGGACGAGUGUAACGACCGCCGGUGUAACCGUCGUAACCGCCGACACCGUUAAGUGCCACUGGAAUAGCGCGAAAAUAAUUUUAGCAAACGUAACGUUUUUGUGUGUAUGUGCGCGUUCUCAGUUCUCACCGUACGGGAUUAACCGCAUGACUUGUCCCUGUUGACCGACGCACAAAUCCAUUCCAUCAUGUUCGGUGAUUCGCGUUACCCCGUCGCAGCCACCACGUUGGUUUUUCUGGCGGCCGUCGCUUUGGCACCGUUGUUUUUGCACGUCGUCCGAGCCCAGGCCGAGGAUAUACCACACAACGAAGUGAAAAAUUGGGCAUUGAAAUUCGGUGUCGACCUGUGGGAGUUUGGCAGACAAAUAACAAACAUGCACGAAAUACAAAAAAAAUAUCGGGAAAGAGAAGCAAAAGUACGAAGAAAAGAUGGACUUUUACUCAUUCGGGACUUGGCGGCCGAAGUAAAGAACUUGAUGGACAUUAAAACCAACUCUGUUUUAAGAUUAAUGGAAGCAAGUGAACAAUCCGCAUUGUCCCAACAAGACGCAUCGAUUAAAAGCGAUCGAUACGUGAAUGAUGAAUUUGGAGACUACAGAAGUCUCGGAUCUGUAGACCGAUACGAUCAGUGUGCGUUUAAUACUACCGCUAACUGCGUACUAUUGCAAAGCUCCUAUUUAGAUCAGACCACGGUCGAUGAAACCGUACUGCGAGAGAUGGACUGGACCAGCAAUCUCGAUCCAAUAUUUGUCAGCAAUUAUGAAAUGGACCCCGUGCUAUCAUGGCAAUAUUUCGGAAGUACAAAAGGGACCCUGAGACGGUUCCCAACAUUGAGGUGGCCCGCAUACUCGGGACUCUCGCCAGCAGCAUUGUACGAUUUUCGGUUAAACCCUUGGUUUGUAGAGGCAGCAACUAGCUCCAAAGAUAUAGUUAUCAUAGCCGAUUUCUCGAUCGCACUGUCAGAUUACAAACUUAGCCUGGUGAGGGCGACGGCUCUGGCCGCGCUGGAUACCCUGGGAGCCAACGAUUUUGUAAACGUUUUGUCUUUGGAGUCGAUGAAUUACGAAAUAGUGCCGUGUUUCAAAGAAACCAUCGUCCAGGCCAACGAGAAAAAUCUAAGAGACUUGAGGUGGGCCAUAGCGCAAUCAAAGUUUACUGGUAGUUCCAAUUUUACCGGUGCUCUAGCUCGUGCGUUUGACAUACUACACAAAUUUAAUCGCACGGGACAGGGGAGCCAGUGUAAUCAAGCCAUACUGAUUAUUAGUGAUGGACCAUUUGGUCCAUAUAAAGAGAUUUUACAGCACAAUAAACCGCACAUGCCAGUAAGAGUAUUCACUUAUUUAGUAGGCAAAGAUGAUUCGAACGCGCCUGACAUGAAGUGGAUUGCUUGUAACAAUAAAGGUUAUUUCGAACACAUCGAAGAUCAGAAGAAUCUUCGCGAAAAAGUACUAAACCACGUGCUCGUAAUGGCAAGACCUUUGGUCAUGUAUCAAAAUGAACAUCCGGUUUACUGGUCACCCGUUUACGUAGCAAGCAAAGUAGACAACUUGAAGGCUACUGACAGCGUGGACAAUAGACUCAUGACAACUGUGUCUGCUCCCGUCUUUGAUAAGAGAAACUAUUCGGAACGAGUGGCCAAUUUAUUGGGCGUGGUCGGUAUGGACGUUUACAUUUCUGACUUGAAAAAACUCGUACCGGCCUACAAGCUUGGCGCCAAUGGUUACUCUUUUAUAGUGGACAAUAAUGGACACGUCCUUUAUCACCCAGAUUUCCGUCCGACGCCAUCCGACUCGGUCAGACCUCAAUAUAAGACGGUCGACCUGAGUGAGAUAGAGCUGCCGGACGCGGACAUCAACAAUAACACUCUGUUACUUGAAUUGAGACGAGAAAUGAUAGAACAGCGAGAAGGUGAAACCCAGAUGAAAGUAAAAAACCAUUUGGAUAACAUGAGGCGAGUUACCACAAGGAAAUACAAAUAUUUCUACCAUCCUAUCGAAGACACUCCAUUUACUUUAGGCAUUGCUCUACCAGAAGGUUAUGGAAUGUACGAAGUGCUCGGAGAAGAGGAGAUAAAGUUAACUCAGUUCAAUAUUACCGAAUAUUUUAAAGGAAAACAUUGGAAAGUUCACCCGGAUUGGGUGUACUGCGAGUAUAACUAUGCAAAUGACCACACUUUCAAAACUCCCGAAGAUAGAGUUUUACACUUUUUGUCCAGGUCGAAAAAACCCGGUUGGAAAUGGAUGUCUUUGAGAACACGAAUGACGCAAAAGGAUAUGAACACAAAUCAAGCAUACAACACUUGGCGAAAAGAAAAAGAUUCACAUUACUGUGACAAGAAUCUUUUGCAGUCGUUGGUAUUUGAUGCUCUUGUUACCGACAGUCUUGAACAACUAAACAUUCAAAUAUCUAAAGCUGACAAACAAAAAUUUUCAAAUUCGUUAUUAAGAAUGCAAAAUUUAAAAAAUAGCCAAGGCCAUCACAUGUUUGGCGUCACACUUACGUUUAUUGCUACGAGAAGUGGUUUACUAAGGUGGCGAGACCACGGGAUCAACACCAAUAAGGGAUCUGAUCCACAUUUCAGCGAGACUAAUCGCAGGGCCAUCGAUGAAGUGUGGUAUAAACGAGCCAUCGACCAGCACAACGUUGAACCAGAAAGCUUUACGUUUUCCGUGCCGUUUAAUUCGGGCGCGGGACUUGAUCGACCACUGAUCACAGCAACCCAUGCAAUGUUUGUAGAAAACAAAGGUCAUCGAGCAGCGGCUGCUGUUGUUGGAAUACAGUUUCAGCAUUCUUCAAUCGCAUCACAUUUUAUCAACAUAACCUCAGCCUGUACGGGAAUGACAGGAUGCAAAAAGACUUGCGCUUCAGAUGACCUAGAUUGUUAUGUGCUGGACAACAAUGGAUUCAUCAUAAUAUCUGAACAGUCACACCACACUGGUCAAUUCUUUGGGCAAACCGACGGCACAAUCAUGGAUUCGCUAGUCCAAGAUGGCAUUUACAAAAAAAUAACAGUUGUCGACAACCAAGGCGCAUGCCACAACGGAGUCGAACCGGAAAGCGAUUCUGCUACUGGGCUUCGACCUUUCCAACCAGUAGCCUGGAUCGUAAAAUGGCUACUAAGUCGUCUGACGUGGUUGGCCAUCGAGAGUCACAUCUAUCACAUUAUGUUUCCCAACUGGAUUUACGCACAGGGCGAUGAGCCAGCGUAUGCGGACUAUGACGUGGGUCCAAACGAAGAUGUGUUCCCGAACGAAGGAAAACCUGCGGACCAAGAGGAGAAACCUACUGUAAAAAGCGAGACCCAACAGAACGAAGAUUCUGAAAAUGACUAUGAAGAUAAUAUACCUUCGCAUCCGCCUUUGUACGUUCCAAGUAUGAAGAACACCGAACAUUUUAGCCCCAUAUACAACUAUACAAAGCCAGGGGUCACCAGGACAUGCAAGAAGGCAGUCGAUCUUUAUGUUUUACAACCUAAUAGACUUAACAUGAGCGGAUCGUUUAACCCGCUUAAAGGAAAACUGACCAACUGUCAUGCGACUGGAUGUGAACGGCCAUUCAGCGUACAAAAAAUCCCACAUAGCAAUCUUAUUUUGCUAGUAGUAGACACGCUGUGUCCAUGUGGUAGUAAACAACUUAACAUCGACCCGCAAGAAGUCCGGGAAACCGAUGAGUCCGGACAGCCAGUAUAUAAUUGUCAAGAUCAAAACAAGUACAGGAGACGCACUGGGAAGUGCAUUAACUACCAUCCAGAAGAAAUCGAGAUAAAACAAUGCGGUUCCAGCUCUAUAUUAUUAGUUACUUCAUACUUGGUCUUCCUAUGUAUGAUUACUGCUAUAUGGUUAACGUGAUCGUCGUACUAUGGCUGAAUCACGAGUUCAGCGCCACCAUUUUUAACGAUUUAUAUUUUUAUGGAAAAAAUGUAUGUAAUAUAUUCAUAUUUUUAUUUAAAAAAACAAUUAACAAUAAUUUGAUGGUAUAAUAAUUACAUUUUUAAGAUUCUUAACGCCUUCGAUAUUUUUUCUUUGACGCUCACAGAGCAGCCACGUUGCUAUAAUUUUGUAAUGCAUAAGUAACAUAAUUACCGGCUUGCGUGUUGAUACAUUUUUAUGUUACUAUGGGUCUUCCAAUUUAUUAAAUACCAAUACCCAACUACCAAAAUAUUUUUGUAAAUACAAAUUAAUCAAUAAGAAAAUUAAUUGAAUUUAAUGAUAGAUAAACUAGACAAUAACUUUUUAAUAUGUAUUUGCCCUAUGGGUUUUCCGUUAGAAAAACUGUGUAUUAGUGGGUAUUGAUGUUGUGAAUAUAAUUGUUAAAUUACGUUACUAAUUAUGAUAAUAUUGGCAUAUGGAUGUACGAUUAUCAUUUAAAUGGACAUUAUAAAUAAAUCAGUUGUUUUCCGGUUGUUCGGUCUAAAAUGUAAUACUACUAUACUACAUACAUUUUAACUAUAAACUAUCUGUUUAAUGAAAUAUUUUUUACUUGAGUAGCAAGAUUAUAAAGAGUCUGAAAAUAAUAGCUAAGUUUAGUAGUAUAUAGAGCGCAUAUCAUUAUGUAAGGAAUUAAAAUAUUAAAAUUACAUAACUUGUAAUAAAUUAUGUGGAUAUUUGAAAGUUGAAACCACAUUUUUUUGUUUAAUAAUUUUAUAUAAGAUAAUAUUCUUAACUGUUUAAUACUUUAUGAAUAUCAUAUGUCAAUUUAAAUUAAAACCCUUAUACACAAUAUAAAUGAAUGUUUAAAAAAAAAAAAAAAUGUCAAAUUUGUAUCUAUAUGCGCUUUGUAAUCUACGUAAAACAAACUACUAAGAUUAUUGAAAAGACCGAACAUAUUUCUCACAUUAAAUUGUCAGAUAUCGAUAUUAGUUUUAAAAAAAGGAUGUUUGACAAAAAUGUAUUUAUUGAUAAAAUAAUAUUUUAUUGUUAUAUUUUUAUUCUGUCAAAAUAUGUAUUUGCUAAAAGAAAUUCCUCGCUUUAUACUACAUUUUGAAUACAUAUUACUUUUCAACUUUCAAAUUCUAACGAAAAUUUAGUAUGAAAUUACACCAUCGUUUUUUUUUUAAUAAAGAGAUUAAUCUGAAUAUUUAUAAAUAAUAUACAUAUAUACUAUUACCUAAGUACUAGUUCAUUAUAAAAUAUAAUUUUUUGUAUAUAUGCCUAAUGAUUUUGAUAUUCGUAAUAACGUUUUGUUAUAAGUAUAAGUACGGUAUGUGUUUCUACGAGUUCCGCUUAUAACAAAUAUACCCCAACAAAAUUAAAUAGUCCUCUUACAUUAACCGUACAAUAGUACACCACUUUUUUGUUUAACUUAGUAUAUUCAAUGAAACGUUAGGAAAAUUGUUUUUAACUAGUAGUUAAGUAGAAUAAUAUCUAUUAGUUAUAGUUAAUAAUAAUAAAUUAUUGUAUGACCAUAAUAAUUUAAAAAAUGUUAUGUUUACACGGAUAUUUGUUAGUAAUUGUUUUAUCACAGCCUUUAAACAUUGUUUUUUCUUGAAUUCGUUUUAGAUUUCUGCAUAAUAUAAUUUCUCUAUGUUACAUGUUAGAAUGUAAAUACACUUAUUACACUUUAUUAUACUUACCCU